Molecule: messenger RNA, 3660 nt
Organism: Lucilia cuprina (Australian sheep blowfly)
Lineage: Eukaryota; Metazoa; Arthropoda; Insecta; Diptera; Calliphoridae
Gene: png
Product: serine/threonine-protein kinase Nek5
Exons: 2
Coding region: 2658-3497 (279 amino acids)
Biological process (GO): protein phosphorylation
Cellular component (GO): cytoplasm
Molecular function (GO): ATP binding; protein serine/threonine kinase activity
Source: RefSeq, a predicted model, not a curated record
UAUAUAUUUAAAAAAUAUAUAUAAAACAUAAAUAUAUAAAUAAACACAUACAUAUAACUAAAUAUUUGAAAUAUUAUUAAUAAAUAAUUGAAAAUAAAUAAAUAAAAAAAAAACAAAUUAAGGAUGACAAUGAAAGUAAUGAUUCAAGUGUUGAGGCAUUAUAAAAAAAGGUCUAAUAAUUAUGAGAGUAUAAUAGAUGUGCUGCAUUUUUAAAAAAAAGAACAUAAACAAUAUAUAUAUAUAUUUAAAGCCUAUAACAAAAACAUAUUUUUAAAUAUAAUAAAUGAAAAACUAAUUAACAAAACACAUUCUUUAGUUUGAAAUUUCUUUGCGAAUAGUUUAGGAGUUUAUAACAAGAAUCACCCACACGCUACAUAUGCUUAUAAUCACAAGUAACAACAAAUUUUGAAUCGCUAUUACGCUAUCAACCAGAGUGUUUCGUUCUCACGACAAUUGAAUCUCUGUUCCGGAACGACCCGAUUCUUGAUCGGCCAAAGAUUGACAACAUUGCAACAGCUGUAUCAACCGGAAGUUUUUCCCCAAAGAAGAACAUCCAGUUAGAGACAACCUGUUACAACAAGAACAGCCAGUGUUUCGUUCUCACGACAAUUGGAUCUCCGUUCCGGAACCACCCGAUUCUGAAUCGGCCAAAGAUUGUCAACAGCUGUAUUGCUGAUAUUAACAUAAAACGGUCUUUCCGACUUCCUGACGAAUGUAGUGUCUUCCAAACAGAGAUCCUAGCGAUCUGGAAAGCGACGGAGCUGCUCUUAGAGCAUUGGUUUGUCACACGGUACAUUCGCAUCUAGUUGUGGAUUGUGGAAAUGCCCUUAGGGACAUUAUGAGACUAUUUGUCAUUAGAUUGUGUUGGGUGCCAGGGCACUGUAAUGUGCAGAGCAAUGAGGUUGCGGACGAACUAGCUAGACUGGGUUCGAACCUUGAUAUAGAAGACAGGGAGAGGAUGGUAAAACCACUCAUUUGUCACUAUAAUAGGAUGAUAUUCGAAAGAAUGCGCGACAUCAUCAACCAGUCCUGGAAUAGUAGAUGAAUGGUGAAACACAACCAGUUUUAACACAGAUCAAUCAGAACUAGAUCUAUUAAAGGCAAGAUAUGGUCGAUCUUUAUAAGCUAAUCGAAGACAUUACAAUAUCGACUCUUCCACAAGGCUGGAUCGCCAAACUAUACUACUCCCGUCGGUAUUCUUAAUCACCCCUAUUCUGUAUUUCAAUUACGUUUAUGCAUUCAGAGAAAAUUUCGAUUCAAAUUGAAAUGUAGAAUAGGGGCCAAUAUAUGUAUGUCGUUGAUUGUAGCGAUUUAGGAAGUAAUUGGGGGCUCUCUUCUGAUUUAUACAGUCCCAGUACGUAACGCUGUGACACCUAAUUAAUCACUCCUAUUCUGUAUUUCAAUUCGAAUCGAAAUUUUCUUCUUUUGGCAAAAUACAAUUGCUUCUUCUUUUUCCUACGAUUUCGUUUUUAUUUUUUUUGUUGGAAUACCAAUUUUCCAUUAUUGCGAAACAGAAUGCGGAAGCGUAAUCGAAAUGGAGAAUAGGAGUGAAUGAUUGUUGCUGUUGCAACAGCUAAAUUAUACAAAAAUCUAGUUGGGGAUUCUACCAAUCAAUGGACAAGCCUAAAAAUUGUGCUAUUUUAACUUGAUGUGUCCAUAAAUCUAUUGGACAAAGUGGAAUAUGUGGUGGAUGUUAUGACCAUUAGACAUUAAGGCUAAACAACUCGGUGGCAACAACAACCCCUGCGAGAACACCAUUCCAAAUGCAAAGUAAGUCCAAAGGACUAAGAAUCUUACCCGAGACUCUCAGAGAAAAUAAUCUUCAAAACAAAACCAUCUAAAGUUAUUGGUUCAGAUUGCAUCUUUAUGUUAAUAAUAAAGAAACUCGUUUUAAUAUGUCUCGAAUAUCUAACCCAUCUUCUGGAACUCUCUCUUCACUAAUUGAAGAUUCCCGAUAUCUGGAAGGUCGUUCGGCUAAUCCCAAUUCUAAAACCAGACAAACUGGCUACUUAGGGAAACGGUGGCCAGAUACCCGCAGGACUAUGUCUGGCUGGUCAGUUGGUUGAGGUUCCUUCGGAAUCCACGUAGUAGCUGAGUUGCGGUUUAAAGACUGAUGUAAGGUAAAGUCAAUAUUUGGGGAUAAGUUCGGUGCUGUUGCCGAAACAACAGAUACUCCAAAAAGGAGUGACUGUGGGACUAAGCGUUGGAAAUGAGGUGGUAUUAAUUGUAUAUGGUACUGGAUGAAUGUAGGGUACGGCGGGUAUGUUUUUCUCUUAUGAAUGUGUCGGAUAAAUGAGAUGUGUUCUGAGUUGUCUGAUUAUGGAUGAAAGGUAUCGUUUAUAUUGAAUUUUCCUUGUCCAGCUAUGUUCAGAGAUUAGAUAGCUCAAGUACUUGAGCAAAGUGCUUGUACAUCUACUAUCUACUAAUACUUCUUGUUAAAACUUGUAGCGAAAGGGUUAAUGAGUUCUUAAAUUAAACAUACCCUUUCAAUACCGUUAUUUAUAUAUAAAAUAUGUCCUCUAUGUACUACAAAUAAACAAUUUUAUGUACUAAAAUGUGUUUUUCGGUAAACAAGAUCAUGUAAUGUUAUUUUUCCAAUCAAUUAUAGUGAAUUUGUUGAUUCAGCUGAAAAAGUUCAAUUAUUUAAAAUAAGCCAAAUGGAUUUGGGAGAUCCAUCGUUGAAGCCAAUCAAAGUCUUGGGUUCAGGCUCAUUUGGUCGUGUAUUUCUCUGCAAGUAUCGUAAUACUCAAAUGGCAUGUGUAAAACGUAUUAUUGUGCAAAAUCCUAAACAAGAAAUGAAAAUGAUCAUGGAAGAGGUCUAUAUCAUAUCACAAGUACGUCAUCCAAAUAUUAUCCAGUUUAUUGGUUCUUUUGUUCAUGCCGGUACGGUCAAUAUAAUUAUGGAAUAUGCACCGAAUGGUACUCUCCAAGACAUUAUAAAUCAAGCAAGACCAGUGGGUCUCUCCAAUGCCAACAUUCUGCGUUAUUUUUGUGAUAUUCUAAUGGGUUUGGAGUAUUUGCAUAUACGACAUGUAUUCCAUCGUGAUCUAAAGCCAGCCAAUCUACUGGUCGAUAUAAAUGAUCAUAUCAAAAUUGCCGAUUUUGGAAUUUCUCUAAUACACACGCCGAACAAAGCGAGUGGCAAUGCAGCUGGUACUGCAUUUUAUUCAGCACCUGAAGUUUUGCGUGGUGAUAAAUACGAUUACAAAUCAGAUAUUUGGUCAUUGGGAUGUAUACUUUAUGAAAUGUGUGUGGGUCAUAGUCCAUUCUCUCAGGCCAAUAAUUUAGAAGAUUUGAUAUAUUUAAUUAAAGUUUUAACGCGCCAAAAGCUAAAUUGCAAUUAUAUCAGAAACAAGUAUGGUCCCUUGUGGGCGAGUCUAUGUGAACAGAUGAUUAUGAUUAAUUUACAACAACGAAUCUCCCUACCCGAUAUUCUGUGUAUGGAUCCGGCUCUAACUUUACCUUAUUAUAAUAAGUAUUUUGAUUAUAAGUAUUGAUUGAAAUUAGUUACGAUUAGUUUAACAUUUAUUAUCUUUAAUUGAGAUUAAGAAGACUCGUGUUAUUUGAUGUUAAUUUGUAAUUCCAUGUUAUUUUGAUUCCAAUGUUCUUUAGUUAAAAUUCGAAUGUGUGUUCAAAUAAAUUUAAUUAAUACUUUUAAAA